CCUUAUCCUCUCUCUUAUUAGAUCUGAACAAGAAAUGGAGAAAUCCGGGUACGGCAGAGACGGCAUUUACCGAUCACUCCGUCCUCCCCUCGUCCUCCCCAAAGACCCCAACACCUCCUUAGUCUCUUUCCUCUUCCGCAACUCCUCCUCCUCUUACCCUUCGAAACCAGCCAUCAUCGACUCCGACUCCGGCGACUCCUUAUCCUUCUCCGACCUCAAAUCCUCCGUCGCUAGACUCGCGCACGGGUUUCUCCGUCUGGGCAUCCGCCAAAACGACGUCGUUUUAAUCUUCGCCCCGAACUCGUACCAGUUCCCUCUCUGCUUCCUCGCCGUCUCCGCCAUCGGCGCCGUUUUCACCACCGCGAAUCCUCUCUACACCACCAACGAGGUCUCAAAGCAGAUCAAGGACUCGAACCCGAAGCUCAUCAUCUCCGUCGAGCAGCUCUUCGAUAAAGUCAAGGACUUUAACCUCCCCGUGGUUCUCCUCGGAACAUGUAACGAGAGUCUUGAUUCAAACUCAAAGAUCCUCACUUUCAAGAACGUGAUGGAGCUCUCCGACCAAGUUUCAGAUCUCCCCGUCGCCGCGAUCAAGCAAACGGACACAGCUGCACUCUUGUAUUCGUCGGGGACCACGGGGAUAAGCAAAGGCGUCGAGUUGACUCACGGGAACUUCAUUGCGGCGUCUCUGAUGGUGACGAUGGAUCAGGAUCUUAUGGGAGAGUACCACGGCGUGUUCUUGUGUUUUCUUCCCCUGUUUCAUGUGUUUGGUCUCGCUGUGAUUGCUUACUCGCAGCUUCAGAGAGGGAACGCUUUGGUCUCUAUGGCGAGGUUCGAGCUUGAGUUGCUUCUUAAGAAUAUUGAGAGGUAUAGAGUCACUCAGCUUUGGGUUGUUCCUCCUGUGUUUCUUGCUCUUGCUAAGCAGAGUGUUGUGAAAAAGUAUGAUCUUUCUUCGCUUAAGUAUAUUGGAUCGGGAGCUGCUCCUCUUGGGAAAGAUUUGAUGGAAGAGUGUGGAAAAAACAUCCCUAGUGUUGUCCUCAUGCAGGGCUAUGGAAUGACGGAAACGUGUGGGAUAGUCUCUGUGGAGGACCCGAGGCUCGGGAAAAGGAACUCUGGUUCAGCUGGAAUGCUUGCUCCUGGUAUUGAAGCUCAGAUAGUGAGUGUAGAAUCUGGAAAGCCUCAACCUCCUAAUCAACAAGGGGAGAUAUGGGUUCGAGGCCCUAACAUGAUGAAAGGUUAUUUCAAUAACCCUCAGGCAACUAAAGAAACAAUAGAUAGGAAAGGUUGGGUACAUACAGGAGAUCUUGGUUACUUCAAUGAAGAUGGUAACCUUUUCGUUGUUGAUAGACUCAAAGAGCUUAUCAAAUACAAAGGCUUCCAGGUUGCUCCAGCUGAACUAGAAGGUCUACUUGUAUCUCAUCCUGAGAUACUCGAUGCUGUCGUUAUCCCGUUACCUGAUGAAGAGGCAGGUGAAGUUCCAAUAGCAUUUGUUGUACGGUCACCAAAUAGCUCAAUAACAGAGGAAGAUAUUCAAAAGUUCAUAGCCAAACAGGUUGCUCCUUACAAAAGAUUAAGGAGAGUGAGCUUCAUUAGCACCGUCCCAAAAUCUGCUGCUGGUAAAAUCUUGAGAAGGGAACUUGUUCAGCAAGUAAGAUCCAAGAUGUGAAGCAUUAUUUACCAAGGAGGCGGAGAUAGAGAUCAGAAUCAUCUCUGUGUCGUCUUGUUCUUUUCACGUUUUUAUGUACUAUUUCAAAUUAAACAGUAGCCCAACUGCACAAAUUGAACAAAAAUAGUCGAAGAAAAAACGUCAUAUACAUGCACAAUGUUCUUUCUUUCUACUUUUAGCACUAAACAAGCACAUGUUUCUUCACAAUAAACUCUCUUUAUUAUCA
Brassica oleracea var. oleracea is the source of this 1889-nucleotide messenger RNA. Its product is annotated as 4-coumarate--CoA ligase-like 7. Lineage: Eukaryota; Viridiplantae; Streptophyta; Magnoliopsida; Brassicales; Brassicaceae. Gene Ontology annotation, molecular function: CoA-ligase activity. The record is from RefSeq and is a predicted model, not a curated record.